Molecule: messenger RNA, 777 nt
Organism: Capsicum annuum
Lineage: Eukaryota; Viridiplantae; Streptophyta; Magnoliopsida; Solanales; Solanaceae
Product: lysine-specific demethylase JMJ30-like
Molecular function (GO): 2-oxoglutarate-dependent dioxygenase activity
Source: RefSeq, a predicted model, not a curated record
UUCCCCUAUAUAUAUAUAAGACUAUAUAAAGCCACCUUCCACCCCAAACCAAAAAUAUCUCACUCAUCGAACCUUCUAGAACACAUUUCCAACAUGUCCACGUCAUCACCCGACGGAAUAUUCACCGUCGCCGGUGACGCCGACGGAGUUCUAGAAGCUCCUUAUCUAAACUCGGAGCUUCCAAACCUCCUCCACCGUAUAGCAGAAGAAGGCGGCUAUGCAUACGCAACAAUGGCAUCACUAGCAGCAACCGGAGACAUACGAGCAGCGGAAGCAGCGAAGGAGAUGGCGUGGGAACAGUUACAUUCCGGUCCAUGGAAUUCAGUUGUACCUAUAUGGAGAGACGCGUAUUCAACAUCGUGUAUGCAUUUAGCGAAGAUACAUUAUGGUAAUUGUGAGUUUAAUCAAGCUAUUAAGGUUUUAGAUAUGGGGAUUAUUAUGGGAGGAAUGAUGUUCAGAGAUGAUUUGAAUGCCGCGAUUUCGAAAGCCAUGGAGAAAGCUCGGAGGAGUGUGGAUAAAAGUGAAUCGGAGAUUGAGUUUGUUUCGGGAGAUAUUAACGUGGCGGAGGUGCAACACUUGUUACCUAGGAAGUCAUUGUCUUGUAAGUUAGUAGGGAAAAGCUCAGCCUUAUCGUUGGAGGCAUUCCUGAAAAACCAUUAUUUAUCAGGAUCCCCGGUGGUCAUCAGAGAUUCCAUGGAUCACUGGCCUGCCAAGAAUAAGUGGAAUGACAUGAAUUACCUUAGAAAGGUUGCUGGCUUCCGUACGAUCCCUGUUGAG